AACAUUUGUAUUAUGCUAUUGGAUUUGUUAAUACUUCCAUUAGCUAAUUAAUCUCCCUACAUCUCACCUAAUCCUUAUCAACAUUUUCAACCAGAAAAAAAAAGAUCCCAUCCAUUCACAAAUCGUCUUCCUCAGCAUACUCUCUCAACAUCUUGCAUUAAUUAGCUGAAAUCCUUAGUUAUGAGUUCUUCAUCUCAAUCACAAAAUCUUGAUGUAACCUUGUCACUAAGCUUGCCACCAAGAAAUGAAGGCCUAAACCCCCAAGAGAGGGGUAUCAAGCUGAUCCAGCUCUUGCUAAGUUGCGCCAACCACGCCUCCUCCGGCAACCUCCACCACGCCGACACGUGCCUCCACCACAUAUCGGAGCUUGCCUCCGUCACCGGUGACUCCAUGCAGCGGCUAGCCGCUAGGUUUGCCGCAGCCUUGGCGGCCCGGCUACUCAAGCGAUGGCCGGGCCUUUACAAGGCCCUGAACAAUGGUGGGCUUGUUGGUUUCGAUGUGGAUCGGGCCAGGUCCAUUUUCGCUCGGGCUUUUCCCUGUUUGGGCUUCGCCUACGCAGUUAUAAACCGGACCUUGAUUCAAGCCUUGUUGGGGGAGCGUGAGGUCCAUGUUAUUGAUUUGGGCUGUGGUGACCCGAAACUGUGGGUUCCUUUUGUUCGGGCCAUGGCGGAUGGGCCCAAUGGGCCGCCGCGUUUGAAGAUCACAUCCGUCGGUAUAAACAAAGAGGCCCAAGAGAGAUUGGAGGGAAGGAUUUUGAAAGAGGGUCAGAGUUUGAAAAUGGAAAUUGUGUUGAACCAUGUUGAUGCUAAGCUUAGGGAUUUGAGUUUGGACAUGCUCGAGGUCAAACCAGGUGAAGCGUUAGCGUUGACUUCGAUUUUGAGCCUUCAUGUCCUAUUGGCCGAGGACGACGGCGUGGACGCGCGUUUCGGGCUACGAAGUAAAAACAACCAAGUGAGCGAGUGCAAGCGAAUGGUGGAGUUUCUUGAAAUGGUGAGAUCGGUUGGGCCUAAAGUCGUGUUGCUAGUCGAACAAGAGUCGAAUCACAACUCGAGCCGUCUAGUGGAUCGUUUUGUGGAAGGAUUACACUUCUACAGUGCCUUAUUUGAUCUGAUAGAUGCUACAUUCGGUGCAUUAUCGUGCUCGAAUCGAGCAACCCUAGAAGAAAUGUUCGGGCGUGAAAUCGAGAAUAUCGUGGCGGGAGAAGGGUUGGAGAGGGAGGAGAGGCACGAGAGAUAUGCAAAGUGGGGGAUUAGGUUUACAACAAGUGGGUUUAGACCCAUUCAUUUGUGGUAUGACUCAAUGGAGGAGGCCCGAAAAGUGGUUGAGGCCUACGGGCCGAGGGGGUUUAGCAUAAUUAGUGAAAGGGGGAGUUUGAUGAUUUGUUGGCAUGAUAGGCCUAUUUAUGCAGUAUCAGCUUGGAGCUUGUUCUAGCAAUAUUUCUUUCUUCAUUGUCCUUUUUUAUUGUUUUGCAAUUUUGUGUUCUAUAUCAAAGGUGUAUAAAAUAUUUAUGUACAAGUAAAUGACAAAAUGUGGAUAUUAUUAGCGUCGGCA
This is a messenger RNA of Salvia miltiorrhiza (redroot sage), 1551 nucleotides long. RefSeq names its product scarecrow-like protein 3. Gene Ontology annotation, biological process: regulation of DNA-templated transcription. Gene Ontology annotation, cellular component: nucleus. The transcript has a single exon. NCBI's taxonomy places the organism in Eukaryota, Viridiplantae, Streptophyta, Magnoliopsida, Lamiales, Lamiaceae. The record is from RefSeq and is a predicted model, not a curated record. The coding region runs from base 181 to 1431 and encodes 416 amino acids. Gene Ontology annotation, molecular function: DNA-binding transcription factor activity; sequence-specific DNA binding.